UGCAAGCUUAUUGUUAGGAAAGCCAGGGGACUGUUAACCAAAGAGACCGAAACAUUCAGAGUCCUUUACGCACCGGCGGAGACAAUAGCGGAUUCCAACAUAUGCAUGUCGCUAUAACGGCGGGUUGUAUAGACGUACUGCUACCCCACUGGAGGAAAUCAAAGGCUGUACAUGGCGGUGGAGAGUACAAUUUGGCUGUUCUGUCUUCUUUCGCUAUUUUGUGGUCCAUCCAAGCAAGAAAAGCCUGUUUCGGUGGAGCUGAGCUGCGGUGCAGGACCUAGCCAUGUUGUGUUGGAGCCAGGUUUGCCCCUCUUGCUGGACUGCAACCUUGGGGCCAGCGAAGCAGCUUUCAAUAUCACCUGGCUUCAGGAUGGCCAGCCUCUGCCUCGUGAGGGGGGUGACUUCCUGCAGUAUUUGGCCAACGGAUCCCUCCUCGUGCUGCCGACUUCUAAGGAUGGCCGGUCUCCCCAGGGUGUGGAGGGGGGCUACAGCUGUGUGAGUGCCAGCGUCCUUGGAGCCCUGACCAGCCGGACUGUAAAUGUUCUCCUUGCAAGUCUGUCUAAGUUCCAUCAGCAGCCAUCACCCCAAACAGUGCCCGCUGGGGGGAACGCUCGCUUCGAGUGCCAGAUUGAGGGAGUACCCACACCUUUUAUUACCUGGGAAAAGGACACAGUGGCAGUCCCCGAGGAGACAAGGUUAAUUUCCCUUCUUAACGGGGUGCUCCAGAUUCUGGAGGUGACCAAGGAGGAUGAGGGUGCUUACCGCUGUGUCGUGUCCAACUCCGCCAGGAAGGACAUCAGUCAUGAAGCCCGGCUCACUGUCACCACAGGCUCUACUGAAGUCCUGAACGGAGUUGCGAUUGUUGCACCGCCUCAGAAUGCAACAGUCGUGCUCGGCCGUCCUGCUGUGAUGGAGUGUAUGGCACAGGGCCAGCCGAAGCCUCUGGUGUCCUGGAGCAGACAAGAUGGAAAGCCCAUUUCCACUGAUGUGGUUGUCCUCGCAACAAACCUGGUGAUUAGAGACACAAGGCCUCUCCAUGCCGGCGUCUACGUCUGCCGCGCCAACAAGCCCAAGACCAGAGAAUUUGUGAUUGCUGCUGCUGAGCUGCAUGUGCCUGCCCCUCCAGUGAUUCUCCAGCCCCCAGAGACAGCGUCCCUCUCCCGGGGAAACACAGCCAGAUUUGUGUGCAACAGCUCUGGGGAACCUCCUCCAGUGUUGCACUGGCUUAAGGACGGUCAUCCCAUUAAGUCAUUCAGACGAGUGAAGACCCAAAGCCCUGGAGUCCUCCUCAUCAACCAGCUGGCACUGGAGGAUGAGGGCUACUACCAGUGCAUCGCAGACAACGGGCUUGGCACGGCCUGCGCCACUGCCAAGCUGACGGUCAUUGUGAGGGAAGGUCUGCCCAGCUCUCCUCGCCACUUGUCUGCUACGCCGUACUCCAGCACAACUGCCCUGCUCAUCUGGGAGAAACCUGAGUACAACUCGGACCAAAUCAUCGGCUACUCUGUGCACUGCCAACGCGCCGCAGGCUCAGAUAAUGUGGAGUACCAGUAUGCGAUGAAUAACGACACAACAGAGUAUCACGUCAAAGAGCUUCUCGCCCAUACUGCUUACACAUUCUUUGUGGUGGCUUACUCUCCCAUGGGUGCCAGUCGCCCAUCCCUGCCUGUUACGGUGGAGAUGCUGGAGGACGUGCCAAGUGUACCUCCUCAGCUGUCUAUAGCCAGCACCUCCCCCACAGACAUCAGGCUGAUGUGGCAUCCAUUGUCCUCGCAGCUCAGUCGAGGAGCUGUUACCAGCUACCGCAUUGAGUACAGCACUGUGGAUCAGGUGGACUCGGUGUUCUCAGUGGAAGUGGGGGGUAAUGAGACUCAGUUCACACUAAGAGAGCUGCAGCCCAACCAUGCCUACCGACUGAGGAUAGCAGCUGGGACAGAGGUCGGCUUUGGGGUUCCCUCCGAGUGGGCCCAGCACCAAACCUUAGCCCACUUCAACCACAGCGACCACAGCAUGGUGAUCUUUGCCCCCACCGAGCUGAAAGUCAGAGCCCGAGUGAACACACUCAAUGUGACAUGGCAUCCCACGCCCAAUCACACGCUCGUCUCUGGUUACAAGCUGUCCUGUAGGGAGGUGGAGGCUGACGAAUCAGCCAAUGGAGAAAGGACAACACAGACGCACACCAUCAGGCUCCGUAAGAAGGCCAGGUAUCAUCUCCUCACUGGGCUGCUCCCUGACAGGCAGUACGAGGUGAGAGUUUGGGCAUUCAACAAGCAGAUAGAUGGAGCAGCUGCUAUGUGGAAUGGAAGGACAGACAAGGCCCAUGACAGAACAUCGUUGCCGCCAAUGCGCCCCCCUCCGUUGCCCCCAAGCAGCAUCCAAGCCAUGGCCAACAGCUCUACCUCCAUCUGGCUGCGCUGGGAGAAACCACGGUUCAGCAACGUACGCAUCAUCAACUACACAGUGCGCUGCAGCCCAGCGGGCACCACCAACGCCUCCCUGGUCUCCUAUUACACCAGCUCUGCUCAGGAGAUACAGCUCGGGGCGCUGAGGCCCUUCACACGUUAUGAGCUGGCGGUGCAGUCUAAUGGAGUGGACGUGGUGGGACCUUUCAGCGGCACAGUGGAAGAGUCCACCCUGUCUGACCGACCCUCCACACCUCCUGAGGAGCUGCAGCUGAGUGCUCUAGACUCCUCUUCUGUGCUGGCGAGCUGGCGCCCUCCACUGGAGCCUAACGGUAUCAUCAUCAGCUACAGGAUCUUGUUCAGUGGCAACCUCAGCCAGCCUGAGCACUUGUGGGAAAUCCUCUCUCAGGAGGGGAGCAUUACCAGUGUGGAGGUCCAGGGUUUGUCCAGUGGUACCCGUUACUUUUUUAAACUGGGAGCAUCUACUGAGAUGGGAUCAGGGCCUUAUUCACCAAUAAAGGAUGUUCACACCCCCCUUCAGAAGUAUGAGCUGGACAUCCACGCAGUGACAGGCAUCAUAGUCGGUGUGUGUCUGGGACUGAUAUGCAUCCUCCUCUGCAUGUGUUUCAGCUUUCGUAAUGGAAAAUCCAGGGAGGUGUCUGGGGUCCUGGACUCCACAGCUGUGACCCUUCAGUACAGGCGAGGAGGUUGCCUCGUUUCCACCAACGUGCCAGAGUGCAGCGAUAGCCACGAGCUGGAGACACUGAUGCCCUCAGGCAGCCAAGAGUCUGGUCAGCCGCUAGAAGAGGCCACAGAGGAGCAGAGCCUGAUGGCAAGUGCUAAUCCAGGGGAAGGGGAGGAUGCCCCUGCACCUGAACUCAAGGCUGCUUGGAAUGGCUCUGUGAGUCAUAACUGGGCCAACAGAAUCACUAGAUACAGAGACACCAUAACAGAAGACUCUCCAACACUCAUUAAUGGAGCUCUCAACAUGCUAAUUACUGAUAACGGCACGGACUUAGAAGAUCGUCUGUGUAUAUCUGUGUGCAGCAACCAGGUGGAGGCAGAAGUCAUCGUUCACUCAGAGCUCUCAGAGCCAGGGAGGGAGAAAGAGGAGGAGGGCAGCGAAAGGGAGAAGGAUUCUAACACCACCAGAGGACCCUCAUUAUCAGAGGACAGAUAUUCCCCUUUGAGUCAGCCAAGCCCACCAGGAGAGAGGGACGCUCUCAAAAAACUAUCACUGGCCCAAAGCCCCUCGAGUCUUCCCUUGAUAAAGUUGGUGGCUAAUCACAACGGGGAGCGACAAGGCACGGGAGACCAGCCAAGCGCAGGCAUAGAGCCACAGCAGGGCAUAAGGCUAACCAAUGGCUUCCACUCCCCAAAGACCGUGCGUUCUGUGCUGAGGUCAGAGCAUCUGGAGAACGGGGACUCUAGACACUGCCACUCGGCACCAGGAAAGGCCAUCUCUACCGGGCUGUCCCCUGCCCCCUUUGUCAGCUCCGGCCUUGUCCACUCUACCUCAGCAGCACACAGUUACCUGUGCCCGUAGCCCCUGCAUGUAGGGCGUCGAUCCUUACAUUCACACACAGACAUCAGACUGAUGUUCCUUCGUUCACGUACCCAGGAAGAAUCCCCAAGGAUUAUUUUUAUGCACCUCAUUGUUGGAUUCCUUUCUCUUCUCUUUAAAGUUUUAUAGGUACUUUGAAUCCAUUGUUUCACACGCGUGUAUAUACAGUAUACAUAUACAGUAUAUUUUUAGUGGUAGAGUGCUGUAUAUGGGUAUGCAUUCUCUAGAAUUGCAACCAUAUUUUCCUCUGGGUUUUUCUUUCUUCCUGUCUUUAGGAAAGAAAAGAAAGAUUUAACUUAACCAAGCAGGUGGAAGUGGAUUGAAGGAGGCUAUUCCCACUGUGUCGCACAUGGCUUUGUUCCACUCAGGAAUGAGAAAGCCUGGAAUGUUCUGUGAGUGGGGAGACAGGCUAUCAUCAUGGAUGGGAGGAACGGAAAUGCAGACGAUAGGUCUCCCUGGGCUUUGUCGUGCGGAUGCUUUACCGUGGCACUGAGGAUUAAGCCUUAAAGAAUAUCUGCACACUCUGAGAGUGCAGAGCACUUGUGUCUCUCUCCAGCCUCCUGCUGUCUCAGGGUCCACACACACACACACACACACACACACACACACACACACACACACACACACACACACACACACACACACACACACACACACACACACAUACAUAGAAAGCUAAAGUACAGCUGAUUCUAUGGUAUCUCGCAUUAACUCAAACAGUCACCCAUAAACACACAUUUACACACAUUUCCUGACUGGUGUGUGCGGGUCUCAGGUGCCUAAUUAUUGUAGGUGCAUUUAUAACCUCUGUAUAUUUCUAUAGAUGAUUCUAUUCAGUACAAGUACAAAACACCUGUCGACAUGAAGGAAAAGGACACUCAAAAUGUAGAUAUGGAGUAUACAGAUUCGGUACACAUGAAGUAUUCUUUUCCAAAAUGCCAUUUAUCCACGUGAUGUGAUUUUGUAAACGAGGGACACUCAGUUGAAAAGUAAAAAGUGUUUGUUGCUGUAUUUCAGAUGGUGGAUAUUUCAUUUUGAAAUCAAAGUAUUUACAUGUUCGUGUUGGUUUCAUUAUGUUGGUGGGAGGAGAACUAGAGAAGAUGUUAAAACAACCCAUCUCAUUUGGCUCACAAUUAGGGAUGCACCAAUGUGAUACUGUGCCAUUAGUUGUCUUUUAAACUUGGUAUAAUAAUUUUCUAAUGUGAAACUCUUGCCAUGUUUUUAAUUCAACUCUACAAGCGUGUCUGAAUCCAGUUGUAUGAGAACAUUUCCACAAUGCUUUACUCUGCUUCAGUACUAGAAAUCAGUUGAUACAUUUCUGCUUUUAUCAUACAAAAAAGGAGUUUGGUGAGAAAAAAAUAAAUAAAUGUGUCGCAAUUUUCUUUACAUCGACCCCACACAUUGACUGAUUUGUGAAGCUGAGUGAGUCAGCGUUGGUUUCGGCUGGUGCAUCCCUACUCCUUAUCAACAACACUACCUCAUUUCUUUUCGGGACGGUUUCCUGCGUGGUUCUAUUAGUUUUAUGUAACUAGCACCUUUUUAAGAUAUUUUUCUUAACUUGUCUGAUUUUACAGCCUUUUGGUAUUUGAAAUAAUCGUCCGACACUGACUGUACAUUCUUGUGUUAUGUCAAAGGAAUUGAUGUCGCUUUAGUGCAUUGCAGCUUCCUCUCAGAUCUGUGAAAGAUUGUGUCACAUGUUACUUUUAAAUCCCUACAGAAAACUCAAAAACCCUGUGUCUUUGAUACGAAGCACCUGAAACUAAGGAAAGUAAAAGCUCCUGCAAUUUGACCCUCGUGCCACCUGCUCGCUAGCUAUAAGUAUUCACCCACUAGCCCUGAAAGUAGUCCCUAUAUCACCAAGCUCCACCUAUUUAGCAUGGACGAGUGAAUGUCAUCUUGUGGUGCGGCCCCGGCUUUACACUUUAACAUUCUUUGCCUGUAGAAGGCGAUAAUUGACUCGUCUUCACAGAUGAGAAAGCGUGAGUUUGCUGAUUCCACGAGGUGCUUCACAUCAAAUAAGACUAUUUUAAAGUUGCUAACACUAUACUUAAGAUAAUUUUAUUUGUGGUGGAAGGAAAGGACGAGGUCUUCUAUGUAUCAGCAAGGUUGCCAAGAUUGUAUCCAGUCAAAGAUUGACAGAAAGAGGCAGAGCAUUGAGCCCAGCCCUGUUGGACAUGAUGCCUCAUCUUCUCUCAGGUGGAUGAACCUCUCCUGUUUUUACUCAUGUCCAUGUGUCAAAAUCUUACCAGCUCAACUCAAUCACAUCAGCAACAGAAAUGUAAAUGGUUCUCUGACAUGGCAGACACCCUGUACAUGUUUCUCACCAACAUAAUUCAGUUUUCUCUAAAAACGUAUAUAGUUCUUGAUAUUUCGAACACAAUGCAUGGUUGGUACCUCAAAGAGAAUUAUUUUUUUAGCCUUACCAUGUAUGUAAUUAACAUCAACACAAGAUUAAUAUGUUUGUUUUUUUGCUGCAGUAGCAGUCAUACAGGGACAAGUGAAUGUUAUCUUAGCAAACCUGGGUCAAACAUUAAUUGCAAGAUCUUUUGGAGGAGUGAGUGGGGUUUGCCACAUCAGGAGAUGAAAUGUUUAUUAAAUACCUUCCUAUCAGACUUAAAAUAUGUACCGCACUGAUUUUACUGUGAUAUUUGGCAAACCACACUCAAAUGGCACAUAAGGAGCAAGUCAACAGCCAGCUCACCUGUGGCAGGAAACUGCCUCUGCACUGCUCAACUCAUCAAUCUAAAGUGACGUGUUUUACUUGUGGCCCCGUUCCAAUUAGUGAUGCCAGAGCAGGUUUCUAUCAGCUGUUAAAAGUACAACACCUGCUGUGACAUCAUUGAUUUGGGUGACGAUUUAAAUGUAUAAGAAGCAGUGCAGCCGCCCUGUGGUUUGAUUAUCAUUUGCCCUUUAUAUGCAGAACGCAAACCACCAAAACUGUGUGUAUAUUUUUGAUCCAGGUUCUGAUUCUAUAUUGAUGCUGUUUCUCAUCAUCCUAAAAAGCCUGUAUGUCCAGAAAGCAUAGCAUCCUAAAAAAUCAUUCCAGUUUGAUACCUUCAACAUACCUGUCUCAGUCCAGAGGAGAAGUGCUACAGAGCUCUGCUUUGAUAGGUUUCAUGCAGACCUGGGUUCAGUUCUCCCUUUCUACCAUUGAAUCACAGCCAUUCAGAUAGUGUUUCAAGU
Messenger RNA from Cottoperca gobio, 7149 nucleotides. RefSeq names its product immunoglobulin superfamily, DCC subclass, member 4 (gene igdcc4). Gene Ontology annotation, biological process: cell-cell adhesion. The record is from RefSeq and is a predicted model, not a curated record. Gene Ontology annotation, molecular function: protein binding. Bases 172 to 3948 code for a protein of 1258 amino acids. The transcript is spliced from 20 exons. Lineage: Eukaryota; Metazoa; Chordata; Actinopteri; Perciformes; Bovichtidae.